AUGGCGGCCGUACGCGGCCUGCGAGUGUCGGUGAAGGCGGAGGCCCCGGCGGGACCGGCCUUGGGGCUCCCGUCGCCUGAAGCGGGUUUGGACCGAGGCGAACCGGAGCCCAUGGAGGUGGAGGAGGGUGAACUGGAGGUCGUGCAGGUUCGGCGCUCGCUGAAGGAACUGAUCCCGUUCUACCAGUUUGACACAAGCAGAAGAUAUGAAAACAAGGCUGGCAGCUUCAUAAUCGGAAUUGAUGUCACCUCCAAGGAAGCGAUUGAAAAGAAGGAACAGCGAGCCAAGCGCUUCCAUUUUCGAUCAGAAGUAAAUCUCACCCAAAGAAAUGUAGCCUUGGACCGAGACAUGAUGAAGAAAGCAAUCCCCAAAGUGAGACUGGAGACAAUCUACAUUUGUGGAGUAGAUGAGAUGAGCACCCAGGAUGUCUUUAAAGAAUAUCCUCCGGCUCACAUGGAGUGGUUGGAUGAUACCUCCUGUAAUGUGGUUUGGUUGGAUGAAAUGACGGCUGCGAGAGCCCUUAUCAAUAUGAGUUCUCUGCCAGCCCUGGAUAAGAUAAGAAGCAAGGAUGCCAAUGAGGACAAGUCAUCCGAGAAAAGUAAAAAAGACAAGCAGAAGACAGUUCUGAUGAUGAUGAGGCUGAAGAAGGAGAAGUUGAAGAGGAGAACUCAAGUGAUGUAG
Messenger RNA from Rangifer tarandus platyrhynchus (Svalbard reindeer), 681 nucleotides. The record is from the annotation of a GenBank genome assembly. NCBI's taxonomy places the organism in Eukaryota, Metazoa, Chordata, Mammalia, Artiodactyla, Cervidae.